CUCGUGACAGCUCUCAUAUAUGGAUAGAGAUAGAGAUAUUAUUGGUGCAUACGAUUGAAGUGCGGAUACAAAAAGGUUAUCAACUUAUCACCGCUAAAAGCUUCCGCCUUGCACUUUGGUAAGGAUACCAAAACAGAUUGAGAACUGAGAAGAGUGAAUUUGGAGGUGUAAAAUGGAGACGAAACGGAGCUGGGAGCAAUUCAAAGGCCAAACAAGGCUGCCAAAAUUCGCUAUCCCAAAACGCUAUGAUCUUUUUCUCAAACCCGACCUCUCGGCUUGUACUUUUUCUGGUACCGUCCAAGUUAGCCUUAACAUCAUCGAAGAUACAAAGUUCCUCGUCCUAAAUGCUCUCGAAAUUGUUAUCCAGGAAGUCCGGUUCACUGACUCCAAUAACCAAACAUAUAGGUCGUGUGAUGUUGUUUUGGAGGGUGAUGAUGAGAUACUGGUGCUGGUUUUUAAUGAGUUGCUUAAUAUUGGUGAAGGAGUUUUGUGGAUUGAGUUUUCUGCGGCCCUUAACGAGCACUUGAUUGGUUUCUAUAAAUGUACCUAUAUGGAUGGUGGGGUGAAGAAGAAUAUGGCAGCCACUCAGUUUGAAGCUGUGGAGGCAAGGCGGUGCUUUCCUUGCUGGGAUGAGCCUGCUCUUAAGGCCACAUUCAAGAUAACACUAGAUGUGCCAUCAGACUUGACAGCUUUGUCUAAUAUGCCAAUUGCCGAUGAAAAUCUUGAAGGAAAUAUCAGGACUGUUUACUUUGAGGAAUCUCCAAUCAUGUCAACCUAUUUGGUGGCUGUUGUUGUUGGUGCCUUUGAUUAUAUUGAAGAAAUGACAGCUGAUGGGAUUAAGGUUCGUGCAUAUUGUCCUGUUGGAAAGAGUGAUAAAGGGAAGUUUGCUUUAGAUGUUGCUGUAAAGUCACUCGAUAUAUUUGCAAAGUACUUCUCAACUCCUUUCCCACUUCCAAAACUGGAUAUGGUUGCCGUCCCUGAAUUUGCUGGUGGGGCUAUGGAGAAUCACGGGUUGAUCACAUACCGUGAAAAUGAGCUACUUUACGAUGAGUUGCUUUCUUCAGCAGCUAGGAAACAACGUCUCGUAAUUGUUGUGUCACAUGAAGUGGCCCAUCAUUGGUUUGGCAAUCUGGUAACAAUGGAGUGGUGGACUCAUUUAUGGCUUAAUGAGGGAUUUGCAACAUGGGUAAGUUAUAUGGCCACUGACAUCAUAUUUCCAGAGUGGAAAAUAUGGACUCAGUUUCUUAAACUAACAACUUAUGGCCUACGUGUGGAUGCACUGGAACAAUCACAUCCAAUUGAGGCAUACAUAUGCACGUGUGUUGAGUACUACCUAGAAGAAGGGGGGGUGACAGUGGAGGUACAUCAUGCUCGUUCCAUACUAGAAGUAGCCGAUGAUAUCAGCUACAAUAAGGGAUCUGCUGUCAUUCGAAUGUUGCAGGGUUAUCUUGGUGAUCAUAUGUUCCAGAAAUCUUUAAGUUCAUACAUAAAAAGAUAUGCUGGAAAAAAUGCAAAGACUGAAGAUUUAUGGAGCAUUCUUUCAGAGGAAUCUGGUGUGCAAGUCAACUCAAUGAUGGAAGCUUGGACAAAGCAAAAGGGAUAUCCAGUUAUCUCUGUAAAAUCCAGAGAUAACAUUUUGGAGUUUGAACAGUCGCAAUUCUUGUCAUCUGGUUUGCAUGAUGACAGAAUAUGGACUGUUCCAAUAACCUUGUCCAUUGGGUCAUAUGACAGGCUCAAGACUCUCCCUCUGGAAACGAGGUUUGGGGAAUUGGAUAUAUCUGAAUUCGUCCAUUCUUCAGAUGAAAAUUCAAGCUCAUUCAAGGAAAAGAAUGAAGAGAAUUGUGAUGAACAUUUAUGGGUCAAGGUUAACAUUGAUCAGAGUGGUUUCUACAGGGUUGAAUAUGAAGACAAGCUGGCAGCCCGGCUUAGGAAAGCCGUGGAGGGAAAUUACUUGUCAGAAAUAGAUAAGUUCGGAAUUUUGGAUGAUGCAUAUGCUCUAUGUAUGGCUUGCAAACAAUCACUCUCAUUGUUACUUUCCUUGAUGGAUGCAUACAGGAAAGAGCUUGAUUUUGUUGUGCUGUUGAAACUCAUUGACGUAUGUUAUAAAGUUGUGCAGAUCUCAGUUGAUGCCAUCCCAGAUCUAGUGAAUGAGUUGAAACAAUUUUUCAUGAAUCUUCUCCUGUUUUCCUCAGAAAAGUCUGGCUGGGAAUCAAUUUCUGGAGAGAGUCAUUUAAGUGCACUACUAAGAGGAGAAGUCCUUUUGGCCUUGUCUACUUUUGGCCAUGAUAACACUCACAAGGAAGCAAUACGGCGCUUUCAGGCAUUUUUGGAUGAUAGAAAUACUCCACUCCUUUCAGCUGACACUAAAAGGGCUGCUUACAUUGCUGUAAUGAUGAACACUAGCACCACGAACAGGAAUGGGUUUGAGUCCCUAUUGAAUGUUUAUAAAGAGGCGAAUACUGUACAGGAGAAAGAACAGGUCUUAUGUUCUAUUGCAUCUUGUCCAGACCCAAAUAUAGUCCUUGAGGUUCUGAACUUCAUGUUGUCUGAUGAGGUUCGGGAUCAAGAUGCCACUUACGUGCUAGCUGGAAUAAGCUUGGAAGGCGGUGAAGUAGCAUGGAGAUGGUUGAAGGAAAAUUGGGAGUUGAUCUCCAACAAAUAUGGUGGUGACGGAAUGCUAAUCCACCAUUUAAUUCAGCGUGUUAUCACUUUGUUCUGCAGCAAUGAAAAGGCAGAUGAGAUAGAAGCAUUUUUUGAAAGCCGCAAGCGUCCUUCUUUUGAUAUGAAUUUGAGGCAAGCCAUUGAGCAAGUCCGAAUCAAAGCGAGGUGGGUUGAGAACAUAAGGCAUGAACAACCUCUACGAGACCUAAUCAAACACUUGGCUCACAAGAAAUAAGGAUCAAGGUGCUUCUAAGUUCUUGUCCAAAUUUUAGGGUCUCGAGUAGAAUAAAGAUAGACAAAUGAAAUGGGUCGUAUAACAUUUAUUGCUUAUUUAAUCUUGUUCGAAUUUUUUCACUUGGGCAACAAUAAAUGUUGUAGGAACUACUUCAUGUAUUUCUCUCUCUUCCACUUGAGGCUCUCAAAUUCGGUCAGAACUUCUGGAAAUCUUCUUCAUAAGAAGUAAUAGCUUUCAAUUUGCUUCAAAGCUAUAUACUGUGGACAUGAUUAUGUAAGACUGACGAGCUAUUGACACUACAUGGUCGAAAAAUGGGGUGACAUCAUGUGUUGUAAAUAAAUAAGUCAACUUAGUCGAA
This is a messenger RNA of Carya illinoinensis, 3254 nucleotides long. Its product is annotated as aminopeptidase M1-like. The coding region runs from base 173 to 2896 and encodes 907 amino acids. The record is from RefSeq and is a predicted model, not a curated record. Gene Ontology annotation, biological process: peptide catabolic process; proteolysis. Gene Ontology annotation, molecular function: zinc ion binding; peptide binding; metalloaminopeptidase activity. NCBI's taxonomy places the organism in Eukaryota, Viridiplantae, Streptophyta, Magnoliopsida, Fagales, Juglandaceae. The transcript is spliced from 20 exons. Gene Ontology annotation, cellular component: cytoplasm.